Molecule: messenger RNA, 536 nt
Organism: Wasmannia auropunctata (little fire ant)
Lineage: Eukaryota; Metazoa; Arthropoda; Insecta; Hymenoptera; Formicidae
Exons: 1
Source: RefSeq, a predicted model, not a curated record
GUGGUUGUAAGCAUGCCAUCGCUUUCCUUAUGUGGGUACAUCGCAGAAGUGAAGAGCCAGAACCAACAGCAACUGUAUGUUACUGGAAAAAACCUCGGUUAGCUAAAGUCUCAGAUAACGUUAAAAAUAUAAAAGUGAAAGAUAUGGUGAAAGUAAAAUGCCCGACAGAUAAUAAAAGUAACUACGAUCCAGAUGAUUUUUAUAACUCAUUGUUAGUAGAAUUCCAGUCACAUCAAUUUGAUUGUCAACUAUCCAGACAUUGCAUCGAUCUAAAAGUUAAACAUCCAUUAUCGCUGCAUGAAAUGUUGAUAACAUUUUAUACUUCCAAUAAUUUUACACCUGAUGCGGAUAGUUUUUUAACGUUUGCUUCUAGUAUCAUGACUUUAGAUCUAUGUGAUAAAGUUGCUAUAGACACGAACAAUCAAAGUGAAUGUAAACUUUGGAAUGAGUUAAGAUAUAGUAGACUCACCGCUUCUCGACUCCACGAAAUGGCACAUUGCAACGUGUCCAAUGGUAGUCUUGUUAAUCAAGUGUAA